AUGACAGCCUCGGCACUUAAAACGGCAGGAGUACCGCCAUCAUUAGCCAAACCGUCAAACGUUUCUGCCGCAUCCUCUGCCUCCAAACAUCUUAAUGGGAUCGGUAGUAAAGUCGGCCAGUUAUCCGGGAAAUUCGGUAAUCAUUUCGCAAACUCAGAACAGGCUCAGCAGCAAUCUCAACCUCCUCAUGCGUCAUCAAAACCAUCAAACAGCUUUCCCGCCAUGAACAAACUGGCAGCCACGCCGCCGAUAAGCAACCAGAAUUCUUUUGCCCCACCGCCAACUCGUCGGGUAACACCUUCCUCAGCCGCAUCAUCGUACUCACAACCGCCACCCCCUCCUGCUCCCCCGGCAAGAUCAAAACCACAUCAAGAGGAAGAAUUGGUUGAAGCUCUGUACGAUUAUGAGGGUACAAGUCAAGAAGACUUGUCUUUCAAAGAGCAUCAAAUCAUCAAAGUUACCGAACAUAGUUUCGUAAUGUCUCCUACUCCUCCUUGUCUCCUCCAAUGA
Puccinia triticina is the source of this 510-nucleotide messenger RNA. RefSeq lists its product as uncharacterized. The record is from RefSeq and is a predicted model, not a curated record. Lineage: Eukaryota; Fungi; Basidiomycota; Pucciniomycetes; Pucciniales; Pucciniaceae. The coding region runs from base 1 to 510 and encodes 169 amino acids. Gene Ontology annotation, cellular component: medial cortex; mating projection tip; Rvs161p-Rvs167p complex. The transcript is spliced from 2 exons. Gene Ontology annotation, biological process: plasma membrane tubulation; actin cortical patch localization; endocytosis. Gene Ontology annotation, molecular function: lipid binding; protein binding.